Akanthomyces muscarius is the source of this 549-nucleotide messenger RNA. RefSeq lists its product as uncharacterized. Gene Ontology annotation, cellular component: intracellular membrane-bounded organelle. The transcript has 5 exons. The record is from RefSeq and is a predicted model, not a curated record. NCBI's taxonomy places the organism in Eukaryota, Fungi, Ascomycota, Sordariomycetes, Hypocreales, Cordycipitaceae. Gene Ontology annotation, molecular function: peptidyl-prolyl cis-trans isomerase activity. The coding region runs from base 1 to 549 and encodes 182 amino acids. Gene Ontology annotation, biological process: protein peptidyl-prolyl isomerization; protein folding.
AUGGCACCGACGCAAUUGCCAGAGUCGGGUAACCCCCUGGUGUUUUUUGACAUUACUCUCGGAGGAGAACCCCUGGGAAGAGUCACGUUUGAGCUGUUCAAGGACGUCGUCCCCAAGACGGCGGAAAACUUUCGCCAGUUCUGCACGGGCGAGAGCAAGGACUCGGUCGGUCGUCCCCAGGGCUACAAGGGCUCCAAGUUUCACCGCAUUAUUUCCAACUUCAUGUGCCAGGGCGGCGACUUUCUCAACGGCGACGGCAGCGGGUCGACGUGCAUCUGGGGGUACAAGUCGUUUGAGGACGAAAACUUUACCCUCAAGCACGACCAGCCCGGUCUGCUCUCCAUGGCUAACGCCGGCCCCAACACCAACGGCAGCCAGUUCUUCAUCACCACCGCGCAGACACCCUUUCUCGACGGCAAGCACGUCGUCUUUGGCAAGGUCGCAGACGGCAUGGACGUGGUGCGCAAGAUGGAGGCCACCAAGACGGGCUACAAGGGCAAGGACGUGCCGAACAUGGAUGUCGUCAUUGCGCAGUGCGGCGAGAUGUAA